AUGAUAAAAUAUCCACUUGAGUCAAUUCAACAAGAAUUUGAUACAAAAAAUAGUAAUGAUGACAAAAAAAUAACAGUAGAUGCACAAGUACAAGAACAACUCCCAGUAAUUGAAUCAGUGCAUGAAAAACUUCUAGUGAAUGAAACACUUAAAGAAAAACAACCAGAACCUGAACCAAUUAAAGAAAUACAGCCAAAUAUUGAACCAGUUAAUGAAGAACUUCCAAAAAUUGAACCAAUAUAUGAAGUACAAGUUAAAGCAUUCAAUGUGAAUGAAUUACAAGAAAAUAAAUCUAAAACUCUGAUUUCAAAUACGUUACUAUCUCAGAAAUCCAAUUCUAUAUUUGAUGAUGAUGAUGAUGAUGAUGAUGAUGAUGAUAUAUUCUCUCGAAAAUCUGAGAAAGUUAAUAAGUUGUCAUCAAAUAUAUUUGACAGUGAUGAUGAAUUGGAGUUUAACCAAACAUUUUCAAAAAAUAAAUCUGAUAAAACCAAGUCAAUAUUUGGUGAUGAUAGUGAUGAUGAUCUAUUUAAUACUCCCAGCAAACCUUCAGGAAGUAAUUUAACUUCUCAAAAACCAAUUGAUAAAUUAAAUCAACGCCAAAAUCGAUCUAGUGAUGGAUAUGUAAAACUUGCUGCUGAAAGUGUUGCUGUUAAUCCGUUAGAAUCUAAGAAAAACUGA
This is a messenger RNA of Acyrthosiphon pisum (pea aphid), 678 nucleotides long. RefSeq names its product vacuolar protein sorting-associated protein 13-like protein. The transcript is spliced from 3 exons. Bases 1 to 678 code for a protein of 225 amino acids. The record is from RefSeq and is a predicted model, not a curated record. NCBI's taxonomy places the organism in Eukaryota, Metazoa, Arthropoda, Insecta, Hemiptera, Aphididae.